CGUUGAUCAAUCUAUCCCAAGGCAUGUGCAUAAGCUACACAUUCCACAAAGAAAACAUAUAGUUUACAACUUUACAUACACAAUGGAACCUCAGUUGUUGCUACCAAGUACCAACUGAGAAGCUUGCAGCUUGCAGAACCACAUAAUAAGGAUCAUUGACACCUCGUGGGUUUGCUUAAUCAAGAUCAGUGGGAUAUAUACGUAAUAAUGGGGAGGUUGUCGGAGCUACUAAACGAGUGGGAGGUCCAGCUAUUGGUGCUUCUCAGCUUCAUUCUACAACUCUUUCUAUUCUUUACUGGCGGCUGUCGGCGACGCAGCAGAAGCUGCUUUCUUCGAUGCACCAUAUGGAUAGCAUAUCUGGGAGCUGACAUGGUAGCCAUAUACACUCUUGUUAUCCUGUCACGAGAUGCGAAUGCGAUGGAUGCGGCGUCGUCGUCACUAAGAUUAGCCCACCCAUUAGCAUUCCUUUGGGCACCUUUCCUCCUCAUCCAUCUUGGCGGUCAGGAUACCAUCACUGCCUUUGACAUCGAGGACAACAAACUGUGGCUGCGGCAUCUGCUGAACCUGCUAGUCCAAGUGACCCUAGCAAUGUAUGUGUUCUGGAAGUCCAGCAGCUGGCACAGCACGCAGGUUCUUGUCCCUGGCAUCCUACUGUUUGUAGCUGGGAUCAUCAAGUAUGGAGAGAGGAUAACAGCCCUGGGGCAUGGGAACCUGAAUUACCUGAAUAGCAUGGGCCAACAGGACCUACCUGAUGAUGAUCCUCCUAUCCUAAAUACGACUAUCAUCCGUGAUGCUCUGCGUUCGGCACCAGGGAUCCGGAUGCUUUUUGCAAGGCGCAAGAUCUGUGAUCCUCUUAUGAAGAUCAGUCGCCCCUCUUGUGAAGAUCCGUCCCUCUUCUUGUUCAAGUUUAUGGGUGUGGAGCUUGGUAUGGUGUACAGUGAUCUCUACACUAAGGCUGCAGUGCUCCGGACAAGGAUUGGCAUUGUAUUCCGGUGCAUCUCUUUGUCAUGUACCGCCGCUGCUCUCGUCCUCUUCUUCUUCUUCACCAACACUUACACUACUGCUGGUGGUAGUAGAGUUGACACUAUAAUCACCUACACAUUAUUCAUAGGAGUGCUUGUUGUGGACGUUUGCAUGGUGCUUACAAUGGUGAUGGCAUCUCCUUGGACAUGGGCGUGGCUGCGGGCUCGGGGCCACCAUAGGAUGGCUUCCAUGUCUAUGUGCCUUGCCUCCAGCUGCGACAUGGUGUCGGGAUGGCUGGGGACGACAAAGUCGUUGUGGUCAAACACCAUGGGGCAGUACAGGUUUGUGUGUUAUGACGAUGACUCGCAUCCAUGGUGUUCGCCGCCACCACCGCCGCGGCCGCCGCCGCGGCCUACAUGCUUGGAACGAGUGAUGAGCAUCAUCAGGAAGCUGACCAGCGGUGAAGACGAGAAGAAGCCAUUCUAUUUCUGGCUGAGCAAGCUUCUGGAAACCAAGCACGUGGUGGUGGACAACAAUGUCACCAAGUGCUUGGUUGCGGUGGUAGAUGACAUACUACCACAGCCCAGUGGUAGUGGCGGCGGUGAAAUGCACCAGCAACGGCAGCCUGAAGAGCAGCAAUGGCAGUGCCUGGGCCAGCUGCUACUGGCGGCAACAACACACCCGGAGUGUAAGCAGGAUUUCGUGCGCCUUAUAUGUUGGCUGCACGCAUGCACAGAGGUUCUUCUGCGUGAGGCGGCUGCUGCUGCGACAGAGGCGCCGGCGACCACGCGCAUCAGCAUCGCCGACGCCGACGCCGCCGCCGCUUCAGCGGACGUCUGCCGGAAGCUGUCCAGGUACAUGGUGUACCUUGUUGCUGUACACCCGGAUGGUGCUUCCCUUUUGCAGGUGGUUCGUACCAACCCUGACAAGGAGUACAAGAGGUGGGAACGGUAUUCUAGUAUCAGGCUACAGGGCAAGCAGCAUCAGGUUCACAUGGGUCUUCUUCGUCUGGAGCUAGAGGCGGCGGCCAUGGCCAGCAGGGGUCGGGGUUCCUCUUCCUCCUCCGCCAACAGCAACAGCAACACGGGAACAAUUAUGGCGUCGUCGCUGCCUCGUCCGGAGCAUUGGCAGCGAACACUGAAGGAGCUGGAGCGCAUGUGGGCAAGGCUGCUUGUGUACGCCGCCGCCAAGUCCAGGCCGGAGGCGCACGCGGCGGCGCUGGCCAGAGGUGGGGAGCUCCUCACUUUUGUGUGGCUUCUCUUGUGCCACAAUGGGCUUGGUGAUGCCUUCCAGAUAGACCUAGUUCCAUCGAAGAAACAGCAUGUCGUCCCCUCAUCAUCAUCAGCGGCAGAGUUUGCAGCUGGUGGAUCAAAAACAUACUACGUCUUCAAAAACCUCCCAACAGUCCAGAUACUGGUUAAUAGCUGCUGCCCACAACUCCUUGUCCCUCCUGCACAAACCGACAGCAGGUCAUCAGGAAGAAGCUAAUAAGUUGGCGGGCGCCUUCGAGGCUGAAGGACUCCUAAACAAUAAGGACAAUAACGCACAAGACAUCGAAAGUUGUGGUUGGGCUCUUGCCAUAACAAGCUCAGCAGCUUCGGCCUUGUUCAUGUUGCUUGUCAUGCAUCCAUGCAUGGGGAACAAGCUUCGUUCGGUGGUUGUGGUGAUUGCGUGUCACCGUGUACAUACAAUUAUAUUUGAUUGUGUUCCCUCUUCCUAUUUUCAUUCUGAGAAAUAUGUUGUUUCUCAUUGAAAAUAAAAAUAUGUAUAUAGUAUGGAGAUUUCUAAAUAAAAGAGAACAUAUAUUGGCUAGGUUGAGAGUUCACUGUAUCAAGUCUGUUCUUAAAAAAAGUGAAUAAAGUUUGCGAUCUUUCAUUGA
Molecule: messenger RNA, 2842 nt
Organism: Panicum virgatum (switchgrass)
Lineage: Eukaryota; Viridiplantae; Streptophyta; Magnoliopsida; Poales; Poaceae
Exons: 4
Coding region: 208-2451 (747 amino acids)
Source: RefSeq, a predicted model, not a curated record